AUGGAAAACCCAGUAUUCAAUGAGCUCCUGGUCGCCCUCCCAGACUGGUCAGCACGACUAAAAGUACUGUCCGCACGAUAUCCCGAGACGUUCACACCCCAACCAUCACGAAAACGCGCCCCAUCACUCUCAAUAUGCGAGGAUGAACCCGUGAAACCAUGUGCCAAAGUGACACCAGCCGCGGAAGGAUCACAAGCCGUCACCACCGUCGUUGGGCCACACCCUCUAAGGCAAACACCCGCAGCCGCAGCCGCGGCGGCUGCCGCGGCCGAGGAGAAGGAGAAGCUGCAGCAGAGGAAGGAAACCGAGCCCACGCCUCCAAAGGCAAAGUUCUCGGCCAUCAACGGUCCCCAGAUCUACUAUGACGGCGAGGCGCAGAAGGCGCUGUUCGACUGCUGGACAACGCUCAACGCGAAGCGCGGGCAGUUGAGGAAGGAGAUGAUGGGCAUACGGCGGAAGAAGAUGAUGUCACUGCCCAUAACCGACUAUGGCUACAGUGACGAGUCGGAUGAGGAGGAUGGCGAGUCAGAAAAGAAGAAGGAGACACCCGAGGAGAAGCAGGCGAGACUGGAGGAGGAGAAGCGGAAGGCCGAGGAGGAGCGGAUACGGCUGGAGCGGGAAAAGAAGGCAGCCGAGGUGUUGGAGUACAUCGACUCGUGCCUAGAUAAGGCAGCAAAGGGGUGCGAGAACGCGGCUUUCCUGUGGUUGAAGGGUGAGGCGUGCUCGGGUCACGUCAAUUUCAUUGUGGGACGGAUGCAGGACGCGGUCGAGAGGAUCAAGGCCGAGAUUGCAAAGGCAGCGGAACCGAAGCCGGAGCCAGUAGAAAAGAUUGAGCCGGACGAGGGGUUGGGGGACGAUGAUGAGGGUCUGGGUGAUGACGUUUAUAUGGAGGAUGCGGGCCAGCCACAAACAAUCAAGGUAGAUUCGAGGCCAGAGCAUCGUAUAGCACGUCCAAUCCGGCGUGCUGGUGGCUUCAUGGCUUAA
This is a messenger RNA of Morchella importuna, 984 nucleotides long. RefSeq lists its product as uncharacterized. The record is from RefSeq and is a predicted model, not a curated record. The transcript is spliced from 2 exons. Lineage: Eukaryota; Fungi; Ascomycota; Pezizomycetes; Pezizales; Morchellaceae. Bases 1 to 984 code for a protein of 327 amino acids.